This is a messenger RNA of Plasmodium gaboni, 1731 nucleotides long. RefSeq lists its product as hypothetical. The record is from RefSeq and is a predicted model, not a curated record. Lineage: Eukaryota; Apicomplexa; Aconoidasida; Haemosporida; Plasmodiidae. The coding region runs from base 1 to 1731 and encodes 576 amino acids. The transcript has a single exon. Gene Ontology annotation, molecular function: protein binding.
AUGUCAGAUAUUUCGGAUUUCUCUGAUACGGAAGACUUUUCCGAAGAGGAAAAGAAAACAGAAACACUUACGAAAAAAUCAAAAAAUAUAAAUGUUUCUAAGAAAAGGAUUGAAGAAAAUUUGGAGUCAAUGAGUAAGAACAAUAGCUUAAGAAGUGUUGACAUAAUAGAUGAAAAUGGCAAAUUAAAUGCACAAACCUCUGGAACAUAUAGAAAAACUUUGACAGCACAAAAAGGUUCAGAAGAUGAUAAUAUGUUGAAUAUAAAGGAAUCAAAAACAUUUAAACAUUCUUUUAGUAAUUCGAAAUUAAAAGAAGUAAAACAUAAUACAAGUGUGAAUGCUAAAGUUGCUGAUUGUGUAAUGUCUCCGCCUGAAUUUUUUUUAUCUCAUAUUUAUCAUGAUAAUAAAGUAUUUACUAAAACAUAUGGACAUUCAAUGGUAGAAUAUGAAAAUGAAUUUUUCAUUUAUGGUGGAAUAAAUUCUAAAAAUGAAUACUUAGAUGAAUUUAUAACAUUUACAUAUGGUACUAAUACAUUUACUUCAAAAAAGUUAAGUGUGAAUCCAGGGAAAAGAGCAUAUGCGUCUAUGACCUUAACAUAUAAUAUUAAUAAUAAUAGUCCAUCUUUAUUAUUAUUUGGUGGAUUAUGUGGACCAAAUAUAUUAGCAAAAGAUUGUUACAUGUAUGAUUUUAUGGAAGAUAUGUGGUCAAAAUAUACAUUUAAAUUAGAUUCAUCUCCAGGUACAAGGUAUGGUCAUGCAUAUACAUAUUGUCCUAAUAGUUAUGCAACCGUUAUUUGGGGGGGUAUAAAUCGAAAUAAUGAAUUAUUAAAUAGUGGCCAUAAAUUUAAUAAUGGUGAAUGGAGUGAACUUAAACAUAAAGGAAUAUGUCCAUCAGGUAGAGUUUAUUCAACUAUUGUUUGGCUAGAUAGAACUACUAAAGAAAAUAUUCAUUAUAGCUUUUUAUAUUUAUUUGGUGGUGAUUUAACAAAUAAAGGUUCUCCAACAGAUGAAUUAUGGGUUUAUAAUUUUAAAAAAGAAAAUUGGUUCUUAAUGAAAAAUUCUUCAGGUGAAGCUCCUUGUCCUAGGUGGAAACAUGGAGCUGUUAUUUUUGAUAAAAAUAUGUGGAUAUCUGGUGGUUUAUGUUCAGGUUGGUUUUCUAAUUAUUCUAUACCAGAUUUAUAUGUAUAUGAUAUACCUUCGAAUUGUUGGUUUAAUUGUCAAAUAGCUUCUAAACAAAUACAUAAUUGUUAUGAUUAUGGUACUUUAAAUUUACAUUCACAAACUAAAGCUUUUUUUUUAUUCGGAGGUAAAAAUGCUAACAAUGACCCUACAUCUAAUGUCUGUAGAUUUGCCCCUCUAUGUACCAAUGUAUCUAUUAUGACCAUGAGAAAUGAAAUAAAGAGAUUUUCGAACUACGUGCUUGAUGUCAAAAAUGAAUCAGAAGAUACUGCAAAUAAUGUUUCAGAAAUGCAAAAAAUUAUACAUACUUUUAGUUUAGAUAUUAAAGAUUUUAAAAUACUUUUCGAAGCUCUAACAAAAAGUAUACAAAUGUUAAAUGAUAAUAUAGAAAAUAUUAAUAAGGAAAUUGAACUUUUGAAAAAGACUAUUUCAACAGAGGAUGAAGCUGAAAAAAAAUUAAAUGUAAUCAAUAAUGAGCAAAAUACAAUUGAUAAAGAAGAGGAGAUUGUAAACGAAGUUAAAGAACCCCAGAUAAAUAUGGAAAAUAAAUAA